CAGUGUAGCUGUAGAGGUUUUCUGGCUGGGUAGCAAGUGCCUGUUCCAGACCAGACUGCUGAUCACCAAGAUGGACUAUGCCAAGAAGUCGCUAGGCCUGCUGUCCCCAAGCUCCCUCUCCAGGUGUGUUUCUGUCAGUGCCUCCAUGACCCAGCAGCUGCUGUCCAGUCCUGUCCCCAGGGCCCGGCCCUAUCGCAUCUGCAACUGGGACCGUAGCAUCCGCAAGGGCCUUGUGGCAGAGAGCCUGAGGGACCUGCUUGACAAGAUCCGUGCCACGCUGCUGAUGGUGGGCGCCAUCUCACUGGUCCUGGAUGAGGAUGGCACCAGUGUGGAGACAGAAGAGUUCUUCCAGACGCUGGAGGAGGGCACAGUGUUCAUGGUACUAGGCAGUGGGCAGACAUGGCGUGCAGCCAAGGUGGCAGGGUACCAGCUGUCUCUCUCCCGCAAGCCCCGCCGGAGGAUUGAUGUGGCCUGUGUGACUUUUGACCUGUACAAGACCAACCCCCAGGACUUGGGCUGCUUGAAUGUCAAGGCCACACUCUAUGGCACGUACAGCAUGUCCUAUGACCUGCGGUGCUACGGGGCAAAGAGGCUCAUGAAGGAAGCCCUGCGCUGGACCCUCUUCACCAUGCAGGCCACAGGCCAUGUGCUGCUUGGCACCUCCUGCUACAUGCACCAGCUGCUGGAUGCUACAGAGGAGCAGAAAGAAGAGGCUUCAUCUCUGCGGAGCCUCCAGCCCCUUCACUGCAGGAAAAUGCUUCAGUGAGGUCUCUGCCCUUGCGAGCGCCUGGACUCUACUGUGAUCACCACAUCCCUCUCCCAUUGCCGCAUCCGCCCGGGAGCGUGAGGUGGAGAGUGGGAGCGUCAGCACUGCACCGGCUAGGAGGGCCCCAGCUCCCCAGGGCAGGCUCCCUUGGGCUCUGUGCUGGAAGCCCAGGACCUCUCUUUGCCUUCUGCCUGAAUCUGCUCUGCUUCAGCUCAAGCCAGCCUGCAGCUGCUGACUUACCUGGAGUAGUUUCCUUCUACACCCUGAGCUGGCCUCACUCUCACCUGGCUUGUUGCUGCCCCAUGGCACUCACUCAGCCUUGGCACUGUCCGCUACUCCCUGUAAAUAUAUUUAUUCACAUUAAAGAUGGUC
Chelonia mydas (Green sea turtle) is the source of this 1138-nucleotide messenger RNA. RefSeq names its product cell death inducing DFFA like effector c (gene CIDEC). The coding region runs from base 71 to 766 and encodes 231 amino acids. The transcript is spliced from 6 exons. The record is from RefSeq and is a predicted model, not a curated record. Lineage: Eukaryota; Metazoa; Chordata; Testudines; Cheloniidae. Gene Ontology annotation, biological process: apoptotic process; regulation of apoptotic process.